AUGAUAAAGAGAAUACUAAAAGUGAGGGAACAAGUGCAACAUACUCAGUAUUGGCAAACUGCUACUAGCCAAAGGGACAUGUUUAGUACAUCAAAGCUAUAUCAAGAAAUACGAGGAGGACUAGAUCAAAUGAGCUGGAGGAAGAUUUUCUUCACCAACUAUGCGAGACCUCGAGCAGUGUUCAUUUUGUGGCUCACUUUCAGGGGGCGAAUUAAGACAAAAGAUAGGCUGAUCAGGUAUGGCAUUAAUGUUGAUCCUAGAUGCGUUUUCUGCUCUGAGGAAGAAACGGUGGACCAUCUUAUGUUUCAAUGCAGAAUUACGAAUGGAAUCUGGAAAAAUAUAUUAGGGUGGAUCGGGUAUCACAGGAGCCCUGAUCAUUGGAUGCUUGAGCAAAUUUGGUUAACUGCUGAAGCAAACAAAAAGGGAUGGAGAAGAGUCCUCUUGAAAGCUGUUGUUGCUGAGACUGUAUAUGCCAUCUGGAGGAUGCACAACGAUGUGAUCUUCAAGCAACACACUUUGGAUGAUACAAUUACAAGAAAGAUAAAGGAAGUCAUAGCUUUAAGAUGCAUAGGUUAUAGAAGUCUAGCCAAACAUAUCAACAUAGAAAGCCUUGGUAUUAUUUAG
Molecule: messenger RNA, 624 nt
Organism: Vicia villosa (hairy vetch)
Lineage: Eukaryota; Viridiplantae; Streptophyta; Magnoliopsida; Fabales; Fabaceae
Exons: 1
Coding region: 1-624 (207 amino acids)
Source: RefSeq, a predicted model, not a curated record